Triplophysa rosa is the source of this 3295-nucleotide messenger RNA. RefSeq lists its product as uncharacterized. Gene Ontology annotation, biological process: positive regulation of DNA-templated transcription. The record is from RefSeq and is a predicted model, not a curated record. The transcript has 11 exons. Gene Ontology annotation, cellular component: nucleus. Lineage: Eukaryota; Metazoa; Chordata; Actinopteri; Cypriniformes; Nemacheilidae. Bases 410 to 1813 code for a protein of 467 amino acids. Gene Ontology annotation, molecular function: double-stranded telomeric DNA binding.
CCAGAAUAGCAGUCAUGUAAAAUGUGAGAGACCCAUUUAGAUAUGCAUUUUAUGAUGAAGCAUUUUUUUAUCAAUCUGUUAUUUAUUUUUAUUACUAAAUGCAUGACAGAUUGGACAUGGAGGUCUUCUUUGGCUUUGUUUCAUGACUUCCUGCAUCCACAUGGGACUGUCGCUGCGGGUGAGAGGUCAAUUGUUGACUUCCAUAUAUCCAGUAAUAUUAUGCUGCGGCAUCCCAGGACAAUGUGACCCUCCUCGGAUCACCUUCAUUAGCUGGUUGAAGCGACUCGAAGAGCAAGACAGCGCACGGCCGGGCCGGGAUUGAACCCAGGGUGUCUCCAGCUGCAGCAUCUCCAGCCCGGGCUGCAGUUAGACGGUAGCUCGGGGAGCCCCUUGUCCCCUGCGGGUGACCAUGCGACAGUGGUGCCUUCCUGCCGCGGCUCCGCGCGCUGAACCGCUCCCAACGGGCCGAGUGUCACCUCCAAUCUCAGAUGCCAGGAUUGAGUGUUGUGAUGUGGAGCCGCGCUAUACCAUUGAACAGAUCGACCUUCUCCAGCGAUUAAGGCUGUCCGGGAUGACCAAACCUCAGAUCGUUCAAGCCCUUGAAUCUCUCGAGCGGCUUGAUCCGGACCAUCGCGCCCCAUGCUACAACGACCACACGACCCCAUCCGGUGCCCCUACCUCUGCAGCUCCCGCUGCCCCAUCUUCCUCCUCUUCCUCUUCUUCUCUUACCUCAGCAACCACGCAGACCACUGUAAUGGAUUCUGCUUUAUCGCCUAGCAACAGUUACGAAGCCUCACCCCCGCCACUUUACCCGCCCAGCGGAGUUCAAAGGUCAUACAGUUACGAGUUACCCGAAGAAGACUGGGAUCUGGAGGAGAAGGUGGAGGAGUACAUGAGGAGGGACAGUAACCUUGUGAAAGAAGAGAUAAAUGCUUUCCUCAAUAACAGAAGAAUCUCACAGGCCAUUGUGGGGCAAGUUACAGGUAUCAGUCAGAGCUACAUCUCCCAGUGGCUUCUACAGCAAGGUCUGGAGAUGAGUGACUCCAAACGCAGGGCUUUCUACCGCUGGUACCUGCUGGAGCGUAACAGCCCAGGAAGCAGAUGGAGUGAAAAUCAGCAUGUUCAGGUUCCCAGGAGCAGGACUGACACACCAUGGCAUAGACAGAGAGAACUUCUGAUGCACCUUCUUCCCUGGUAUUCUGCUCAACACAACCAGUCAGGUGCCACUUUGUCCAUGCGCUCGAUGGUUAAAGAAGAGCCUGAUUGGAGGUUGGCUGGUAGCCCUGGAGACAGAGCAGCGGUCGGGCCUUUCAGACUGCGCAGGGGGAGUCGAUUCACCUGGAGGAAAGAGUGCCAGUCAAUCAUGGAAAGCUUCUUUAUAGAGAACCAGUAUCCUGAUGAGGCCAAAAGAGAGGAAAUUGCCAACGCCUGUAAUGCUGUUAUUCAGAAACCUGGAUGCAAACUGUCAGAGUUUGAACGGGUCACUGCACUCAAAGUGUACAACUGGUUUGCCAAUCGAAGAAAGGAAAUGAAGAGACGUGCCAAUAUAGAGGCUGCCAUAUUAGAGAGCCACGGAAUAGAGGUGCCCAGCCCAAGCUGCCACUCAAACAGCGAAGUGGAGACUCAAGAGUUUGGUGAUCAAGUUAUGAAUCAGCGGUUCUCUGAGCAAGAUGAGCUCUCUCAGAGAAAAGACAUAGACCAAGACGUUCCCAUGUUACCCGCUGUAGAAAUGGUGUCUCUUUCAAGUCCAGCCUGUCAACCGGUGGAUCAAAAGCUGGACAAAUCAAAAAGGCAGGCAUCUGAUGAGGAUUAGCCAAUGGGCGGAGUCUUAUUUUUGUCCAAAGUGGCUUGAAGCUGUUGUUGUCGUCAGCCAGGCCUGACCCUAAGUUCUCUGGUUCCUCUAGUGGUAGGGAGGCCACUCUAUGUAUCUACAAUAAUCACGCCUGUAGUAAUGGCAAUAUUUAUCUCUAUAACGUAUAUUGUGCAUUCCGAAACAGUCUUAACCCGUCCCGUGAGAGGGAAACGAUGCAUAAGGUGCAAACUAGUAACCUUUCCGAACAAGCUAGUGCUAUUUCUUUCAUUUCUCAGUAUUCUCAUAUAUAACAGUUUCAUCUGAAUUAGUCUAGAGAAACCUGCAGGACAGGUGUUUCAAGUCGACAGAAGGGGUGCAAUGUUUUUUGUAUGAACGUUAGGAGAGCCUAAUUGUCAUAUGCAAUAGUUGAAGGGCAAGAUGGGAUGGACACACCCCUGAUAAAUACACCAACUCAGGUAGAACUCAAUUUGGCAAUUGAAAGAGAUUGUUCAGAGAGACGUUCCAUCUCGGUCUUCUUCACUAUCACGAAAUGUUUUAUCAUAAUAAUGGUUCAGAUUUGUGACCUAUUCAUCACGCUUACUGGACUGUGUACAUAUAUUUUGGUUGUUCACAGAUCUGAAAGUAAUAUUCAGAUUAUCACUCGUCUCUUUUUGUAUACACGAUUGUAAGCUCUUUAUAUCCAGCCACUUAAGCUACACUGACCCUUGACGGGGGUCAAAACGCUUUACAUUUUUUUAAUUAUUAUCAUUGUUUGCUAAAAGAGUCAUUUACUUACCUCUUGAAUAAGGUAAUGCAGUAUGUAAAACUACAAAGUAUAUAAUAUCAGCAUCUAAUGCAACAAGCUGCUUUUGAAUGGAUGGACAGUCUCAAAUGACUUGGGUGUCUCAGAAGCCAAAGCUGAAGGCCGAGUUGUAAAACAACAGAUUUUACAUCAUCACAUAGUGUGUCACAGUGAGAAACGCUUUGAGCGUGCAAAGGCUCGUAGCUGAACAGUUUGAAUAUUCUGACCUAUCAGGUCUGUACACAAACAGGAUGCAAUGCUGCAAACUUUGCUUUUUCCUAUUGACAUAAAACAAUAAAAUGAAUAACAUGUAGUGUUGAGUUUGAAUUGAAUUGUUUAUGGAGACAAUGAUUUUGUGUGGAUUCAUUCUUACAUUUUAUUAAUACAGUUCAGAUGCAGCAGAUAACACUUUCUUUACUUAAUGAUAACAAAUGGAAUCCUUAUGUAAAGUGUUACUCCAUAGUAAUGUAAAUACUGUUUAAAGGAUCAUAAAAUCCUUUAGAAAUCUUAGAUUAUUUACUAUAGAUAUUUUAACUGGAUUUUGUCACAACAAUGGCAACAUGGGUAAAUUGCAUUUUAGCUGCCACAGAUUGAUAAUAUCAAGCUAAUAAAGGCAAUGAUUGCAAAAUGCAACGGACAAAAUGUCUCUAUUGACAUCUCAACAAUGUCAUGUAUUUAUGGUUGGCUCAAGCCGUAAAUAG